CUAUCACCUACCGAUUUUGGCAUUGUCGGGUUGACGAGAUGGGCUGGUGAUGAUGAGACAUGCGUAAGAGGGCUGUGGUUAUCACACAUGCGUCCUAUUUCCCUCCCCUUCCUUUUUGCCCGACGUGUGGCAAAUUGCCAGUUUCACGGUUGAGACAUGCAGACCGGAGCAUACACCCGUACGAAGACGACCCGCGUCCCUGGGUCGUGAUGCCCGGGAAAAGGUUUGUCAACGAGGAGUGGGGGAAGAGAGAUCACGAUGACGAUGAUGAUGAGGCGAACAGGUGAGACAUGCGGCAUUGGCUUGAGCGGGUAUUCGUAGUCUUGGAUCAAGUGGUUCACGGCUCUGGCCCGGGGGAGAUGAGAG
Molecule: messenger RNA, 366 nt
Organism: Colletotrichum navitas
Lineage: Eukaryota; Fungi; Ascomycota; Sordariomycetes; Glomerellales; Glomerellaceae
Exons: 1
Coding region: 60-287 (75 amino acids)
Source: RefSeq, a predicted model, not a curated record